UCCAAGCAGAUAAAAGAGGAGGCUCCCAAGCUCUCCCAUCACAGGGGUUUCUGUCUCCAUCGCCCUCUGCUCUCUUCCUGCUGCGCAGCUUUUAUUUCCCAGCCCUUUUUUUUCCUCCUUCUCCUCUUCUUUGCAUUUCCAAUCGAACAAGACACCAUGAGUCGGAUCUCUUUCAGAUCAUCUACUGGAGGGGGCAUGAGGGGCUUUAGCUCAGGCUCUGCUAUCGUAGGAGGUGGCAGUGGUACCAGAAGCAGUUUUAGCUCCGUCUCUGUCUCCAGAGUUGGAGGAGGAAGAGCCGGAGGUGGAGGAGGCUUCGGAGCUGGUGGUGGCUUCGGCAGCAGAAGUCUCUAUAACCUAGGUGGAAGCAAGAGAAUUUCCUACAGCUCAGUCGGAGGUCUACGGAGUGGAGCCAGUGGUGGAUACUGCUUUGGUGGAGGAUCUGGCUUUGGUCUUGGCUAUGGUGGUGGAGCAGGAGCUGGUUUUGGCUUAGGAGGUGGUGGAGGCUAUGGGCUGGGCAGUGGAUUUGGGAUGGGAGGUCCCGGAUUUGGUGGUCGAGGUGGCCCCGGGUUCCCUGUUUGCCCACCUGGUGGCAUCCAUGAAGUGACUGUCAACCAGAGCCUCCUCGCACCCCUCAAGCUGGAUAUUGACCCAGAAAUCCAGAAGGUGCGAACGCAGGAGCGGGAGCAGAUCAAGACCCUCAACAACAAAUUUGCCUCCUUCAUCGACAAGGUGCGCUUCUUGGAGCAGCAGAACAAAGUGCUGGAGACCAAGUGGAGCCUGCUCCAAGAGCAAGGUCACACAGUCACCAGGAAGUCCCUCGAUCCCCUUUUUGAAGCCUACAUCAACAACCUCAGACGGCAGCUGGACAGUCUUAUGGGAGAGAGGGGACGGUUGGACACUGAACUGAGGAACAUGCAGGACAUGGUGGAAGACUUCAAGAACAAAUAUGAAGACGAGAUCAACCGACGCACGGGCGCAGAGAACGAGUUCGUCGUCCUCAAGAAGGAUGUGGAUGGUGCUUAUAUGAACAAGGUCGAGCUGCAGGCCAAAGCAGAUCAGCUGGCAGAUGAAAUCAACUUCCUGAGAGCUCUCUACGAAGCGGAAUUGUCCCAGAUGCAGCAGCAAGUGUCUGACACCUCCGUGGUCCUGUCCAUGGACAACAACCGUAACUUGGACCUCAACAGCAUCAUCGCAGAGGUCAAAGCGCAGUAUGAGGACAUCGCCAACCGGAGCCGGGCAGAGGCUGAGGCUUGGUACCAAAACAAGUACGAGGAGCUCCAGGUCUCCGCUGGGCGACACGGCGACGACCUGCGCAACACCAAGAUGGAAAUCUCAGAGAUCAACCGAGUGGUCCAGAGGCUGCGGAAUGAGAUCGAGAGCGUGAAGAAGCAGUGUGCCACCCUCCAAGCAGCCAUUGCUGAGGCAGAGGAGCGCGGGGAGAUGGCCCUCAAGGAUGCUAAGGCCAAACUGUCUGAGCUGGAAGAUGCUCUGCAGAAGGCCAAGGCAGACCUGGCCCGGCAGCUCCGUGAGUAUCAGGAGCUCAUGAACGUCAAACUGGCCCUGGACAUCGAGAUCGCGACCUACAGGAAGCUGCUGGAGGGAGAGGAGAGCAGGCUUGCCGGAGAGGGCGUCGGAGCCGUGAGUGUCUCCGUGGUCAGCAGCUCCAGCGGGAUGGGCUACGGUGGCGGCAGCUGCCUGGGCAUGGGAGGAGGUCUCGGUAUGGGAGGCGGCGGUGGAGGCUACAGCAUGAGCAGCGGCUUCGGAGGGAGCGGAGGCUUCGGUGGGGGGCUCAGCUAUGGUGGGGGAAGCACCUUCAGCUCCGGGAGCAGCCGAGGCGUCAGCUCCAGCACGGGAGGCAGCGUGAGGAUCGUUUCCAAGACCACCACUAGCAAAAAGACCAUCAGAUAAGGAUGCUGAGCACAGGAACCCCCUCCGCGGACAACGACAACAUGUUUCCUGCCUUCAGAAAGCAAGUGCUGCCCUAUGGAUCGAUGGUGUAAAUAGCUACGCUAGACCCUCUCCUUCCUCCGUCCUCAUCCCUCCACCUUCAGGGCAGUGGGGGGGAGACUAGAAUCCCAACCACGAGAAUCUGGAGCAUCUUUGGCUAAGGCAUAGGUUGUAACUGGUCACCGACAGGGCUUUGGGGAGCCAUGGUGGCCCUCUUUCAGCACAGUCCUUGUUCUUCCCCUGUUCUCCCUCUGGAGUCACAUUUAAAGCAAAGUGGAAGCACUCUGCUGAAUGGGGACAACCGUAUUUGGCUACGCAACUUCUUUUCACUCAUCCUAAAACAAGAGCGACAGCCUCGUGAAUCCUCAGUCCUGGGUCCCCAGCAAUGCAAACAGCUCUCAGAUGCUCUGAAAGCCUCUGUCCACAACCCACGUUACAACCUCCAAAUGUUUUGUCUGCAACUAAAGGUAUUUUUUCCAGCCCCUUCUGUUUUCUCAGGCACCUGUGGGAAAGGUUAUUGCUUUCUGUGUGUAUGAAUGAUUCCUGACACUGAUUCCUAAUCCCUUGUCCUCAUGGCUACCGCCUCUUCACUUCCACGCCUACCAUACUGUAUGGUCCAAUAAAGAGCAUUUGUCAUUUUUAAAA
Molecule: messenger RNA, 2592 nt
Organism: Pezoporus occidentalis (night parrot)
Lineage: Eukaryota; Metazoa; Chordata; Aves; Psittaciformes; Psittacidae
Product: keratin, type II cytoskeletal 6C-like
Exons: 9
Coding region: 157-1908 (583 amino acids)
Biological process (GO): keratinization; intermediate filament organization
Cellular component (GO): keratin filament
Molecular function (GO): structural constituent of skin epidermis
Source: RefSeq, a predicted model, not a curated record